AUGCAAAUCAGCCAGUCCUUCUCAUCGAACCUUCGCCAUGCAAACGAGGAACGGCUGCUGGCCUCAUUACCAUUAGUCAGUAUCUUAUACGAGGUAAAGAGGACGCUGUGGCUUUUGUUGAUAGCUGCUGUGAUACGAGCGCAAAAGGCUUCUCAUCCACAUGGACUGGAUUUGGAGUGCCUUGGAAACAUACUGCGGCUGACCCUGGAUCAGUCUUUGCUUUGGGGACAUUACCUGGAGGUUGACGCUAUCAAUGGUACCGAUACUGUACCCAUAACGGACAGCGUGGCUUCACAGUGUGGAUUUGGCAUGAAGUCUGACCCAUGGGGCAAUGCCAUGCUCUUUGCUUCUGUUCAUAAUUGCUUUGCCCAGAACAUGGAUGAUGAGAUGUUCGACCUGACUCUGAGGCUCCGCCUGUCUGGAAGCCCCAUGUCUCCAGCUGCUAUGCACACAGUCUCCAAAAGCUGCACGUACACCCAAUGGGCGUCACGAGAGAUUAUCUGUAACAGGAACUACAUGGAGGUAUCAGUCAGAAGGCAAGUCCCUGACCUUAGUGAGUUCUCAGAGGAGGAGAAACUUGCACAAGACCAAGAGUGGGUUGAAACAGCCCCAGAGGCUGCAGUCUCUUCUCUUCAGUUGUGGAAAGUACAGUUCCAUGGAGUGACAGAGAAGACCAUGAGCAUAGAGGAGGCUCACAGUCGGGGAUAUGGCCUGACCGUUUCCACCUCUCGCUUGCUGCUCCGCAGUCCUUACAGCACCCCAGAGACGCUCUCCCUGGACGUGGCUGGAGUCCCCAUGCAGGUGAUCAAAGCCACAACGUAUUUCAGGCGCAAGUGGAUGGUGAAGCUGCUGGAUUCUUCUGCGGCUUGUCCUACUGGUGGUGUCACCUUCACUGAGGAGAUGAUCACCUGGCAUCUGCCCCUGCGCAUAUCCCCACUGCUGUCCUCCCGGUUAUACACAAUGGUGGAGUACCAUGUGGGAAUUGAUGCAAAGAGGGUAGACAAGGCCAUGAUGAUGGCUAGGGGGUACAAACUGACACUCUCAGACUCUCACUUCAUUCUGGAGCUUCCAGUGGGAUCGAUUGAUGGCUAUUAUAAGAGUCAUGCACCAAAUUACCAGUAUCACAUCACAUACAGCAUUGAGCCCAUGCUGGAGAUAAUAUGGAAGGAAGAUGACCUGUAUGAUGACACCAGAUAUAAAGUUCUCUUUCCCAUCACCACCCCUUUAAUGCCCAGGGUGCCGCAUGUCUCUGAUGAAACGGUCCCUGAGCAGAGAAUUUUCCGCUUCAGUGUGGGGACCUUUCUUCCUGAUGUAGAGCUGGUCAACAUCACCUUUGCCACUGGGGUGCUGUCUGUGGCUGAGGCCAAUGCCAGAGGCUUCAAUGUGCAGGAGUAUAGCUUUUCCAAUGGCUCCAAGGGAUUCAGACUGCAAGUGCCUUUCUCUGACCCAGUUGUCCUCAAAGGGAAUAGUGCUCCAGAUGUGACGGUCUACACCUUGCCUGUUGUCUUUGGCUUUUUGGUCCUGCCUGAAAACACCCCUUUCCCUCACCCCUGGGUGCUGGAGGCUGCACUGCAGGACAUCGUUCUGCCGACUGCGACGGGCACCUGCGACUUGGAGUACUUCUAUGUGCUGGUGGAGUACGGAAACCGCGGCCACAGCUUUGUGACAAUAGUGGGCCAGAGGGAGCUGACUGCUGCCAUGGCUGAGGAGUACAGUUACAGCCAGAACGACACUCACUCCAGCAUGGCGGUGCAUUUCAGAUCUCCUGACGCUGUGUUUGAGAUGGUUCAGGCUUCUUCAGUCAGAAGCAGACUGGAUCUCGUCCUGAAGGAUCCUGUCAACAACUGGAACCUCAAUGACUUCUCCCUGUCCUGCAGCUUCCCGAUGGACCUGAUUGAAUGCUUCUCCAAUGGAACAAUGACUGCUCUGGCAGUUAAAGUGGAGUCUGUGCCAGACCUGAUCCCCAGUCAGCUGACCCUGAGAGACUCCCGCUGUAAACCUGCCUACAGUGACCAUGUCUUUGCUUACUUCUCCUUUAAUGUAAACUCCUGUGGAACCACCAGAAAGUUCUUCAGCAACGUUAUGAUGUAUGAAAAUGAAGUUUCCUCUGCAAGAGUGAAAACGUCUGCUGCUGAUGACCAGUAUCUGUUCACAGUUUCCUGUUACUAUGACAUAAAUGCUAACUACACAAUGGCAUUCAGCACCAAGCCCAAGAUCCUCGAGCCCAUUACAGUAAGGGCAACUGGGAUAUUUGCGGUCAGAAUGAGGCUCGCACUGGAUUCAUCAUACAGUGACUUCUACCUGGAUGAGCACUACCCUGUCGUGAAGUACUUAAGAGAGCCUCUGUAUUUUGAGGUGGAGCUGAUGCAAGCCACCAAUCUGCAGGUGGAGCUGUUUUUGGAGAACUGCUGGGCCACCUCCACGCAGGACAGGGCCUCCUUUCCCAAGUGGGACCUUAUUAUGGACAGCUGUGAGAAUCUUGAUGACCCUUACCACACAAUUUUCCACCCUGUCUCAGCAAAUUCCAGAGUACAGUUCCCCAGUCACUUCAAGCGCUUUGAGAUCAAGAUGUUCUCCUUCACCACAGAUCAUGUGGCUUUGACAGGACAGAUCUUUGUGCACUGCGAUGUUGUAAUCUGUGAUGCCAGCAGCUCUGCAGACAGACUCUGCAGUAUGGCCUGCAUGAACAGGCAGAGUAUGACUAUGAGGAAAAGAGUUCAAAGGAGUGCAGAAUACAGCCGGCACCGUAGGGAAUAUGUGACAUCAGGUCCUGUUGUCCUGGCAUAGAUGCUCCUGGACCUUCCUGCUCUG
Messenger RNA from Megalops cyprinoides (Indo-Pacific tarpon), 2811 nucleotides. RefSeq names its product zona pellucida protein AX 1 (gene zpax1). The transcript is spliced from 22 exons. The record is from RefSeq and is a predicted model, not a curated record. Lineage: Eukaryota; Metazoa; Chordata; Actinopteri; Elopiformes; Megalopidae. Bases 1 to 2787 code for a protein of 928 amino acids.